AUGUUCUAUUCCUGUCGGAGACGUUGUCAAAGAAGCAGAAGCUAUACUACGUUGCAACAUCAUCAUGUCCCUUGCCCAUCUCUUUGUCCGUGGUGUGAUUGUGAAGAUGAAGAUGAUUGGCAUGUUUUUUUCGGUUGCGCGUCUACUUCUCAAAGUUGGUGGGCAGCAGGUUUGUCAUCCUUAAUCGACUCUCGUUUACAAUCAUUUCAUGAUGCUAAGUCCCUUAUUUUUGACGUUUGUAGUCGAGAGGACCGUAGGGAUGCUGGUAGAUUUGCUGUUAUGCUUGAGGUCCUUUGGCGCAGUAGAAAUAAUGUGGUCUGGCAAGAUGUCCGAGAAGAUGCUAUAAGAAUUGGUUUACAAGCAUAUCACAACUGGUAUGAUUGGUUUAUAGCCAUAGAGGAGCAUGCUAUGGGUGAUAAUAAUAAUAAUUUAGUAGCUUGGAGUCCGCCUAUGAUAAAUCAGUUGAAGUGUAAUGUUGAUGCAGGUUUUAAUAACGUUCGUGGUACGACUAAUAGAGGGUGGUGUUUUAGGGAUCAUUUGGGGAGAUUCAUCAGAGCAGGUGUAGCUUGGGGUGUGGGUCUUUUUUCUGUCCACGAAGCUGAAGCCAUGGCUUUGAAGGAAGCUAUCCAACAUGCCAUCUCCUCCCAUUUCUCUUAUGUUGUCUUUGAAAGUGAUUGUCAAUUAGUCGUAAAUUCUAUUAAAGCCAAGCAUGUUGGCUAUUCUGAGUUUAGUUUUAUAAUUAAGUCUAUUCAGAAUUUGUUAUGUUGUUUUCCGAACUUUGAGAUGUUAAAUUGUUGUACUAAUGAUAAUGCAGCCUGUGAAUUGGUUAUUUUGAUGCCGUUAUCGCUGUGUUACUUCUUCCUGACUUCACAAUUCAUAAAUCGUUGUGUCACAUCUGUUUUCGCGGCAUCUUAUUCUACUGGAGUCACUAUCCAAUUUAAGAACGAGGAGGAGUGUGAGGCUUUUCAUUCUGUUGUCCAACAAUGGAUAAAGAAAGCCAAUGUUCAAGGUGCUCCUUUGUAA
Messenger RNA from Vicia villosa (hairy vetch), 1023 nucleotides. RefSeq lists its product as uncharacterized. Bases 1 to 1023 code for a protein of 340 amino acids. Lineage: Eukaryota; Viridiplantae; Streptophyta; Magnoliopsida; Fabales; Fabaceae. Gene Ontology annotation, molecular function: RNA-DNA hybrid ribonuclease activity; nucleic acid binding. The transcript has 4 exons. The record is from RefSeq and is a predicted model, not a curated record.